This is a messenger RNA of Miniopterus natalensis, 560 nucleotides long. It is a transcript of the gene CXCL9, whose product is annotated as C-X-C motif chemokine ligand 9. The record is from RefSeq and is a predicted model, not a curated record. Gene Ontology annotation, molecular function: chemokine activity. Gene Ontology annotation, biological process: immune response; chemotaxis; defense response. Gene Ontology annotation, cellular component: extracellular region. NCBI's taxonomy places the organism in Eukaryota, Metazoa, Chordata, Mammalia, Chiroptera, Miniopteridae.
AUGAAGAAAAGUGGUGUUCCUCUCCUUUUGGGUAUCAUCUUCAUGACUCUGAUGGGAGUUCAAGGAUCCCCAGUAAUGAAGAAGGGACGCUGUUUCUGCAUCAACACCAACCAAGGACUGAUCCACUUAAAAUCCUUAAAGGACCUUAGACAGUUUUCUCCAAGCCCUUCUUGUGAAAAAACGGAAAUCAUCGCUACAUUGAGGAGCGGGGAUCAAAUAUGUCUAAAUCCAGAUUCAACCAAGGUGAAGAAAUUGGUUCAAGAGUGGGAGAAACAGGUCAGCCAAAAGAAAAAACAGAAGAAAGGAAGAAAAAUAUCAAAAAAGCAGAAACUUCUAAAAGUUAAACCAUCUCAACGUCCUCAUUUACCCACAAGUAUUUUGUGUUUAAAAGGUUCAUUUUAAUGAUACUGAAAUAAUUCCAAUAGGGGAUGGCACCUUAAUCUAUAAGCUUGUUGAUCUAACUAGAAAUUAUACAGCAUCAUUAUAAAAUUGUAAUUAAAGCCAGAAAGUGGCUUUUAAAGUCCAAACGUUACAAAUUGUUAGAGGCUACAGUUGUCUUU